UAAACCUGGCGCCAAAUGAAGGCUCCCAAGUCUGUGCAACUCUACAAUUCAAAGUUUCUCCUAUUCCUUUCUUCCCUCGACUAAAGAUAUGUGUAUUUAUGCUUGAUAAAAUUGAGUGAAAAAUCAAUGGAGAAUUCGAAAAUUUUCAGCGUUCGAAUUGUAUCAAUAGAUUACUACAUGGCACCACCAAUACCUAACUUCGAUAUCUGUUACAGUAGCUUUCAAGGUGGGAAGGUGAACGAGGUUCCUGUUAUAAGGAUUUAUGGCUCCACGCCUGCUGGUCAAAAGACUUGUUUGCACGUUCAUAGGGCUUUUCCAUAUUUAUAUGUCCCAUGUUCAGAUAUACCACUUCAUCCAGAUCAAGAAGGUGACUCCUACACAAAUGCAAUUUCUCUUGCCCUUGAGAAAGCCUUGAAGCUUAAAGGUAAUGCUGGUUCAAAAAGACAACAUGUGCAUGGCUGCAGUCUCGUGCGAGCAAGGAAAUUUUAUGGUUACCACUCAUCAGAAGAGUUGUUUGUCAAGAUAAACUUCUAUAAUCCUCAUGAUGUCUCUCGUGCUGCCAAUCUUCUUCUGGGAGGGGCAGUUCUUGAUAAAAGCUUACAGCCUCAUGAAUCUCAUAUUCCUUUCAUUCUCCAAUUUCUGAUUGACUACAACUUGUAUGGAAUGGGUCAUGUGCAUUUAUCAAAAAUGAAGUUCCGUCAUCCUGUACCUGAUGUUUAUACAAUGAGAACAUUUACCAGGAAUAUCCUACAUGGACUGGAGAUGGAAAAUUCGACUUGCAUGUCUGCUGAUUUUCAGGCAGGUUUGAGUGGUGGUGAGUCUUUCGAUUCUCCAGUUUGGAUAUCUUCUACCAUUCCAGGUGAUUGGAUGUGGCAGUUUUCCAGUGAAUUUGAGCUGUCAUCAGAUCAGGGCAUUUACCAAAUUAAACGCCAAAGCAUCUGUCAACUUGAGGGAGAUGCUACUGUAGAUGAGAUUCUAAACCAGCAAUUUAAAACAUAUGCAUCUCUCUCGCAAACUGGUUCAGAUGUAAAAAUGGUGCAAUCACUUAUACCUAUUUGGGAGGAAGAAUAUGAAAGGAGUGGGUUGCAUGAGGCAGCUAUACCACCUGAUCCUGGAAAACCACUUGCUGAGGAUGUUUUGAAAACACUGUCACAUGAGCUUGAUUUUGAGAGAAAACUUAAAGAGUUGUAUAGUAAAUCUGAAGGCCUACCUUCAUUCGGCAACAUUGUAAAAUGUCAGCAGUCAUUAACAUCUGCCUAUGAAGAUAUUUUGGGUGAACAUGAAAAAAUAAAUUUUGAUAAUACCCAUGAACAACCUUUAAACUGUUCCGCAGAAAGAGAUACUAUUGGGUCUUCAUCACUGUUGAGUUCUCCAUGUGCAGAUCAGUUGGACACAACUCCAGCAGAAAGGAAAGAUGCUUGCCCAGAAUUCUUGUCUGUCAGUGACCUACAAUCUACUGAAACAGUUGGAACAUUGGAUCCAAAGACUGCAGAUCCUGAAGCUUUGGACCUUCUAAGGUGGCUUGCCACUUCUCAGGCUGCUGAUGAUAUAAACUCUGAUGAUGAACUUAUUCGUGAGACAAUUCUAAUUCCACUUUUGCCUGCAAAAACAAUUGAUGAGGUGCUGGAGAAAGCUAAUAUGGAUUAUGAAAGUGAGUCCCAAAAAGAGUGUCAGGACAUUCUUGAUUCUAUUGAAAAUUUAGUUGAUUUGGAGGGUUUGAAGGAGAGAACUUUUCAUUCUAUUGGUUGCAGCAAUCGAAAUCAAAAUUUGUCAGAGACUUCUCAUGGGGAUGGUUUGGUCUCAUCUUCUUCCAGAACUGCUGAAAAUUUAUCAAGGAUAGGGAUGAAAGAUGAUUCCAAAAGAUGUCAGACAACCGGCACAAAUUUCACUACUAAGUGCAAAAGGAAGAAGUCAUUAUGGGGUUCUUUACCUUUCUCCAUGACCCGAAAGGGGAAUGAUGACUUAGAAGCUGUUGGGUCCAAUAUAGCUGAUGCCUGUAUUGGUCAAGGUAAAAGUUGUGUCACUACAUCCAUGGCUGGAAAUGAGGGGGAAAAACGUUCCGAUAUUCUGUUGAAAAAUUUGAACUCAGAUGUUUGUGAAGUAAGUGACCUAGUUGGAUGCUCAGUACGAGACUUAAUGAGAAUAAAGCGAUGCCACCGAAUUGCUCAGCAGGAUUGUGGCAAUAUUGAGGUUAAACAUUCAGGGGGAGAGUAUGAACAAGUUAAUGUUCUCUUGCCAAAUAAAUUGGACAUACUUGCAUUACGUGACGAUGAAUGUGACAAAAAUCCUCAUGGCUUUACCAAAUUUAGGCCUUCAAUUACUGACAAACAAACAGUGUUAUCAGAGAUACAUGACUUUAAGUCUGUUCCUCCUAGUUGUCCCUCAUUCAUGGCUGUACCCUCUGCAGCAAGGCAUAGCGCUUUGCAAGUUAGUGAGCAUCCUUCUCCAGUGAAUAAAAGAAAUAAAGAAUUACAAUGCCCCUGUAAGUCCGACAGGCAAAAUUCUGCAACUUCCAUGGGCCAUUGUGAAACUAAUAAUGCAAAAGAGUUGGACCAGGAAGAUGUGAUCUUUAAAGAAGCCCUAACUUCAAAUCUUUAUAAUUCCAAGUCUGAUUUAUCAUCUAACAAUUUAUCGUGUAAAGAUGUUAAUUUGGUUGGUAAGAGGUUGGAUAAAAAGGAAGCAGCUCUUUCAUUCAGUUUGACGGCUUCUCUUACUGAGCAGGAGAUAUUUCCAAGAGAUGAUUAUGAGUGUAAAUGUUGCCAUAAAGGCAGAAUAUGUGAAAUUCCUAACCCAAAUCCUAUGGGCGUGUAUAUGUCAGCUGACACCCCUGUUCCGCAGAAUAAGAAUUCUUGUUCUUCUAAACAUGUAGGAAGUUUUGGUUUCUCUGUACAUGGCAGCUCCAUAUUUGAUGGAGAACCUGGAAGCUUAAUCGGCAUGACCCUGAACAAGAAACCACCAGUUGUGGACUGGAAAGAUGCAGCAUCCGAAAAUACAUCAUUUGUGCCUGCUCUAUCUUAUCACACUUCUCUACUCAUUAAGGACAGCAAUCUUGGAACUUCAGGAAAUACGUUGGAUGAACUUCUCCCAUUUUUUGAAGGGGAUUUUCAAGAGGAGAAAGUAGUGCAGCACGAGUCCUUUCCCAAUGUUGACCCAAAUAUAGCGCAAGAAUCUGCCUUGGGUGUUCCAACUCACUAUCAAAAUGAUGGCUCAGUCUUGUAUCUUUUGACACCUGUCUAUUCACCACCUUCUGUGGAUUGUGUGUAUAGAUGGUUAACAUGCAAUCAUGAAGGUUCUUCUGGAGAAACCAAUGCAUGGUCAACAAAUACUUUGUCCGUUAAAGGCCCUUCUGAGAUAGGUUCAAAAGGCUCUUCACCUGUUUAUGGUAAUAAGGUCCCUAUGGAAUUGGACUCUACAUCUAAUUUAAUGCCUAUACGAGAUCAAGCGCAAAAAGAAAUACAUCAAAAUGUUAAUUCAGAAUUUCACCUUCAAAAACCUCUGCACAGUGAAGAAAAUAAUGCAAAAAAGAAUGCUGGCGUGGACUGCUCUCUAGAUUUAUCUCAAAUUUCAGGCCCAUGUGAGAGAUCAAAUCCUACUCCCCUCAGUCAAAUUGGCUUUCGUGAUCCUGCUAGCAUUGGUGCUGGGCAGCAACUAACCUUAUUAAGUAUAGAGGUUCAAGCUGAAACUAGGGGAGAUCUUAGGCCAGAUCCUGGGUUCGAUGCCAUCAGUGUUGUUGCUCUUGCUUUCCAAAGUGAUAAUGAUUCUGCUAUUGAAGUUUGCGUUCUUUUGCAUAGUAAUAGGGAAUCUUACAACAGGAGUUCUGAUGGAAUAUCUGUAAAUAAGGUGCUUUAUUUCUCCGAGGAGAAGCAUUUGCUUAGGCAUUUUAUAAGGACUAUAGGUUUAUUUGAUCCGGAUAUUUUAAUGGGUUGGGAUAUUCAAGGUGGUUCUCUUGGUUUUUUGGCAGAGAGGGCUGCGCAUCUUGGUAUGGGCUUACUUAAUAACAUUUCUCGCACACCAUCAGAAGCCAACAUAGGAACCAGAGAAACAGAAAGUGCUGAUGAUGAAAUGCUGGAUGCUGUGCUGCAUGAAUCUUUAUUUGCAGAUUCUGGUUUGGUAGACCAAGCAGUUAUUGAGGAUGAAUGGGGCCGAACUCACGCUAGUGGUGUCCAUGUUGGUGGUAGAGUGGUCCUUAACAUAUGGAGACUGACGCGUGCUGAAGUUAAGCUGAACAUGUAUACAGUUGAAGCUGUUGGUGAAGCUGUCUUGAGGAGAAAAAUUCCAUUAAUUCCAUAUAGAGUAUUGACAAGAUGGUUUUCUAGUGGACCUGGACGAGCAAGGUAUAGAUGUAUCGAGUAUGUGAUACAGAGAGCGAGAUUGAACCUUGAAAUAAUGAAUCAACUCGAUAUGGUAAAUCGAACUUCGGAGCUUGCUCGUGUAUUUGGAAUUGACUUUUUUUCUGUUCUCUCACGAGGUUCACAGUAUCGCGUUGAAUCUAUGUUUCUCAGAUUAGCACAUACACAGAACUAUCUUGCCAUUUCUCCUGGGAAUCAACAGGUUGCUUCUCAACCUGCAAUGGAGUGCUUACCUUUAGUGAUGGAGCCAGAAUCUGGCUUCUAUGGUGAUCCAGUUGUUGUCUUGGAUUUCCAGUCUCUUUAUCCAUCAAUGAUAAUCGCAUACAACCUUUGCUUUUGCACGUGUCUUGGGAAUGUUACACGUUUGAAGGAAAAUACACUAGGGGUUUGUUCGUAUUCACCAGAUCCACAUGAUCUAAGGGAUUUGAAACAGAAAUUCCUGCUUACUCCAAAUGGUGUUAUGUAUGUUCCUUCGAAGGUUCGUAAAGGCAUACUGCCCCGGUUAUUGGAGGAAAUAUUGUCAACUAGAAUAAUGGUGAAACAAGCCAUGAAGAAGUUGGCUCCCUCACAGCAAGUUCUUCACAGGAUAUUUAAUGCAAGACAACUUGCUUUGAAGUUGAUAGCAAAUGUAACCUAUGGUUAUACAGCUGCUGGAUUUAGUGGUCGCAUGCCUUGUGCGGAGCUUGCUGACAGUAUUGUUCAAUGUGGCCGGAGCACACUGGAGAAGGCAAUUGCUUUGGUAAAUGCAAAUGAUAAGUGGAAUGCCAAAGUUAUAUAUGGUGAUACUGACAGGUGUGCAACUCUAGUUCUUAGCAUGUUUGUCCUCCUCAAGGGACGCACUGUCAAAGAAUCUUUUCAAAUUGGGCAUGAGAUUUCUUCUGCUGUAACUGCCGUGAAUCCAUAUCCAGUGACAUUAAAAAUGGAGAAAGUCUAUCAUCCAUGUUUCCUUCUUACUAAGAAACGUUAUGUUGGUUACAGCUAUGAGAGGGUUGACCAGAUUGAGCCUGUCUUUGAUGCCAAAGGUAUUGAGACUGUUCGCAGAGAUACAUGUGGGGCUGUCGCCAAAAUGAUGGAGCAGUCAUUGAGACUCUUUUUUGAACAUCAGGACAUAUCUGAGAUUAAAGGAUAUUUGCAGCGUCAAUGGACACGGAUUCUAUCUGGCAGAGUAUCUCUUCAAGAUUUUGUUUUUGCAAAAGAGGUUCGCUUGGGCACUUACAGUACAAGGGCUUCUUCAUCACUUCCUCCAGCAGCAAUCGUGGCUACUAAAGCAAUGAGAGCAGAUCCCCGGGCUGAACCGUGCUAUGCAGAGCGAGUGCCCUAUGUUGUGAUCCAUGGGGAACCAGGUGCCCGCCUGGUUGAUAUGGUUGUGGACCCAUUGGAACUUAUGGCAGUUGAUUCUCCUUACAGAUUAAAUGAUAUGUAUUACAUAAACAAACAGAUAAUCCCAGCAUUGCAGCGAGUAUUUGGACUUAUUGGUGCUGACUUAAACCUCUGGUUUUCAGAGAUGCCCCGCCCAGGAAGGGAUACUUUUGCUAAGCGCACGCCAUAUGUCUCAAAUCCACAACGGACUAGAAUUGAUUUUUACUAUCUUUCAAAACAUUGUGUGCUAUGCGGAGAGUUGGUCCACACAUCAACACAUAUGUGCAACAAAUGUUCGCAGGAGGAAACUGCUGCUGCAACAGCCGUAAUUGUAAGGACAUCGAAAUUGGAGAGGGAGAUGCAACACCUUGCUGCUAUAUGUCGACAUUGUGGAGGUGGGGACUGGCUUAUGGAUAGUGGAGUAAAGUGCAGUUCGCUUGCUUGCUCAGUGUUCUAUGAGAGGCGUAAAGUUCAGAAAGAACUACAGGGCAUAUCUGUUGUUGCAACAGAUAAAGGUUUCUACCCUAAGUGUAUGGUUGAAUGGUUCUGAAUGCGGCUCCUAUCCAUAACGUGUUCGGUUAUGUGAUGACCAAGUGAAAAUUCUCAAGUUUAAUCAGGAAAAAAAUUGCUGAUUAGCCCUGUUGUAUAGUUGUGCAGCUUCUGACGACUAUACCAUUCCAAAAUUUUGCCAUGCAGGCGUAGCAAAAUAAUUGGCUGUUGUACUUACCCGUGAAUAUUCAGAUUGAAACAUAGAUAAAACUGAGAUGAAAAAAAGGUGAGGGAAGGAGAGAAUAUCAAGUCAAUUAGAGUGUAUUAUUACAUAUAAGAAUACAUAUUAGGUAAUAAAAUAAAUUAAUUUUUUAA
Molecule: messenger RNA, 6572 nt
Organism: Manihot esculenta (cassava)
Lineage: Eukaryota; Viridiplantae; Streptophyta; Magnoliopsida; Malpighiales; Euphorbiaceae
Product: DNA polymerase zeta catalytic subunit
Exons: 24
Coding region: 127-6258 (2043 amino acids)
Biological process (GO): error-prone translesion synthesis; double-strand break repair via homologous recombination
Cellular component (GO): nucleus; zeta DNA polymerase complex
Molecular function (GO): DNA-directed DNA polymerase activity; nucleotide binding; DNA binding
Source: RefSeq, a predicted model, not a curated record